AUGGCAAGUGGUUGUGCAGCGACAAAUCGACAAUGGGGAGUGCUGCUGGCGCUUGUGGGCGUCUUGUCUUGUUCCCCAGAUUCGCUGCUCAUCCGCUUAGCUCAUGAAGAGCACAAGGGUGAGGGAUGCGUGCUCUUCUACAGGUAUUGCUUCAAGGCGGCGGCCACCCUGGUGGGACUCACGCUCAUCAGCGGGGGUCCCCGUAGCUUGCUUAAGUCAUGCUUGGCAACCGGGUGGCACUUCGUCGCGGUGACCCUACUCGAUGGCUUGCAGGAGUCAUGCUUCACCCUGUCAAUCCAGAGAACCUAUGUGGCGAACACCCUGGUGCUCUUCAACGCUGCUCCGCUGUGGUGCGCAAUCUUGGGCUGCAUUGCUUUCAGGGAGAAGCCGCCCUUCUACACCUUGGCUGCCAUCCUCCUGGGCUUCUCCUGCGUCGUGGUGGUUUUCUUGGGAAGCAGGACUCAAGGUCCGUCUGGAACAGAGUCAAUCGAAGGGGACUGCUUGGCAAUUGCUGGUGGAUUUUUGCUGGCAUUGUACCUGACGAUCUCCCGCCAUGCAGGAAUGAAGUACCCAGAUGCCAACCUACUUCCCACAAUCAUCACGGGCCCUGUCAUCCCAGCGUGCAUAGCACUUGCGUGGUCGGGCGGUCGUGUUGAUGAUGAGUGCCGGCCACAAUCAGGCCUGAUCGGUUGGGUGUACUCGGCUAUAAAUGGUGCUGUGCUGAUGCCACUGGCCUUCGCUUGUAUUCUGACAGCACCGAAGUACAUAUUGUCAGCGGAAGUGGCUCUCAUUAUGCUACUGGAGGUGCUGCUGGGGCCCCUGCUGGUCUGGAUUGUGCUUGGUGAGACACCCUCAUCAGUGACAGUGGUCGGGGGUGUCGCCCUCCUGCUAGUUCUGGCGCUUCACGAGAUCUACUCUGCCCGAGCAAUCUCCGCAAGCUCCGCAAGCUCCGCAAGCUCCGCAAGCUCCGCAAGCUCCGCAAGCUCCGCAAGCUCCGAGCCGGGGGCCGAGAAGCAGCCCGAAGCUCCGGAGUCGGAGUCCCGGGAUGUCUCGGAGGCCUACGACUCAGGCAUGGAUGCGCAGUCUGAGAUGCAGCCAAGUAUGGAUGGACAUUGGGAGCUGACAUGGUCCGCGCUGGAAGUCUGGGUCCUGGGCUCGAGGUUUGGGAGCGCGAAGGCUCGCCCCAUCCUUCUCUUCGGCGAGAUGCUUGAGAUCGGCCUGGAGGGGGAGGUGCGGACCCUCGCACUGGGUGCCCCAAGCAGGCGGCUGCCUCCCUUCGGUUUGCUGGCCACCCUCAAGGACCUGGCAGUUCUGUCCCCGUACUCUGGGAGAGCCUGCGGCGGCAUGGGCGUGGAUGUGGUGCGAAUCUUGCAACCCGUGAAGAUGUCGCCGGCCUGCCUGGUCCCCAACUUCCCAUGGCUUGGCAUGGCGCACAUGGGCGAAAGGUUCGCGUGCGUCCUGCAAGCCAGCCCUGCGGGGAGGGAGCUCCUUGUGGAGCUCCAUCUUCCAGAUGCUCGGAUCCUGGUCUGGGAGCCCCUGGCCUUGCCACUGGGGCACUUCCUCGAGGAGCGCGCCGACUUCUCGGCGGAGCUCGAGGCGGAAGGUUGCAUCUCCGCCUGGCAAGCGCCUGUGGAAAGCGAACGCCGCGAGGUGAGAUGGGGCUCGGAGCGCAGACGUCCGCUCCGGGUCACCUUGGCCGUGCAGCGGAAGCCCCGCGCCUUCAUCUUCCCUCAUCAGGUGGAGGUGCAGGUGCUGGAGCGCCUACAGCAAGGGGCGGUGAAGCUGCGCCAGCACCUGGGGCUGCUGCUGCCCUGUGAGGAUGUGGACGUGAAGGUGACUUUGAGGGUGGGCGCCCUACGGGUCUUCCAGGUGAGCCGCCUGAUCGGCGACACCCUGGGCAUCGAGGAGGCCCGCAUCGACCCCCACCAGCUGAAGCUCCACCUGGGGAACGUGGCCAGGUGCAGCUCCCCGGGCUUCGUCAAGAACUUCUCCGUGAUGGUCGACCCUGGGCGCAGCACACUUUUCCCAAGGCCCUGGCGGGCCGGGGACUCAUUCGGGCCCUGCUUCCGUGACCAGGAGGAUCUGGAGCUUGGGCAGGAGGACCUCGAGCCCGAUGGGAAGGAGGAGACGGAGGCGCACCCAUGGCAGGCUUGCCUGACGAGCUGCUGCUCCUUGCAGGGCCAGGCACCGAAUCCCCUGACCGGGCUCCGACCGCUGCGGUCGAUGACGUCUGAGAGCGUCAGCCUCUCCGACGUCCGGCUGCCAAAGCCCAGCUUCUGCGAAGUCUCUUUCUGGGCCGUCCAGGAGCGAGAGUUCAAUGCCAGGUUCCUGUUGAGAGUUGGGGAUGACUGGUACCACAAAGUCACAGCAAGACCGAGCCACGCACACCCACGAGCCUGA
Messenger RNA from Symbiodinium natans, 2400 nucleotides. The record is from the annotation of a GenBank genome assembly. NCBI's taxonomy places the organism in Eukaryota, Dinophyceae, Suessiales, Symbiodiniaceae.